GUACUGUACAUCAUCGGUGUUGGAUCCUGUACCCAUCCGUGCUCAGAAUCCAAGCUUUUGUACAUACGCCGGCCGCAAGAUUUGCCUGCGCGCGCGCAUACGCGUUGGUGUUACGUCCACGAAUUUUUACUCGCUCUCUGUUCAGGCAUGCAUGUGACCUGGGCCGUGCUCUGCUGCAGCUGCGAGCUCCCUUCUACUACCAGCUUGGUCAGUGUCAGUCUCCCUCCCUGAGUUGUCCUAUAAAUCCUGGCGCGAGCAGUUGCGGCGGCCGGCGGGCGAGCAGUGAGGGGGCCUCGUGAGGGCGCUGGGUCCUGUGCUGUCCUGUGCUCACGCAGCCGCGGGAAGGGAAGCGAGCAAGUGGUGUUGGAAAAGGGAGCUGAGGGAGGGGCGGAGGGCAGGCCGGCCACCGCGCCACCGCGCAUGGACUGGUACGCGUGGCUGUCGCGGACGGGGCUGGCGCCGUCGCUGACGUACGAGUACGGGCGCCUGUUCAGCCGGAACGAGCUGGAGCCCGGGGACGCGGCGCACUUCGACCACGACCUGCUCAAGAGCAUGGGCAUCGCCGUCGCCAAGCACCGCCUCGAGAUCCUCAAGCUGGCAAAGAAGCAGGCGGACGACGGCGCGGAGGCGGCGGGCGCCUCGUCCUCGGCGGCCUCGCGGCUCGCGCGCAGGGCCACCAGGUGCCUGUCCCGCUGCGUGCGCCGGCUGGCAGGAGGCGGAGGACGAGACGGAGGCGGGAGGAGCCGGAGGGGCGCGUCGUCGGUCACCGUCGUCCCGAGGAUCUGCAGCGGCGACGACGCCGUCCGCGUCGGCGCCGUGCAGCGGAAGAGCACCGGGAGCGCCAGCGCCACCAAGAAGAUGGUGCUCAUGAUCACCGACGGCGUCGUCGCCGGAGGGGCCGGACUCAGGGGCGGCGGCGCGAGGCUGUCGGCGUCGUCUCAGAAGGCGAGCCUGAUGUUCCAUGACUGCUACCACGACGAGGAUGAGGACGACGAGGAGGGUGGAGAGGACGACGACGAGGACGGCGGCGCCGGCGACGACGACGACAUCAAGUGGGACUCCAUGUUUCAGGACCUCAAGCCCACGUGAACUUGUUGUGUCCUCUCCGAUCUCCGGACUCCGGCCGCUGCCUGCUGGAGUUUGAUGUUGCUGCGUGGGUCAGUCGUCAUGGCUUUGCUUGUGGACUUGUGGUGUGAUGUGAGAGAAUUUUAACAACUCUCCUCAUGGUGUUUGUUGUCCUCCCUUCCCUGGGAAGAGGAGAACAUAGUAGUACUAGGAAGAAUGUGUGUUUCGCAAUGUUGAGCAAAAUAAUGUCGAAAAUGUGUAAUUUCCUGCAUCGGAUUUGCAGUGUCAAAAGCUUGAGCAACAAUCAAAGGCCAGCACUGCAUAAAAUUACCCCUCGCCAUUGCUGAGUAAACAAAAUGUACUGCCGAUGCAUGACCAACUUCGCUUGCCAAGUCUGAAGCGGCAAUGUACAUUCACAACCUCUGUAUGCCUGACCAUUGCAAUUGCAAGACCAUUUUUUUA
This is a messenger RNA of Sorghum bicolor (sorghum), 1527 nucleotides long. RefSeq lists its product as uncharacterized. The transcript has a single exon. Lineage: Eukaryota; Viridiplantae; Streptophyta; Magnoliopsida; Poales; Poaceae. The coding region runs from base 421 to 1089 and encodes 222 amino acids. Gene Ontology annotation, molecular function: protein binding. The record is from RefSeq and is a predicted model, not a curated record.